Molecule: messenger RNA, 3651 nt
Organism: Otolemur garnettii (small-eared galago)
Lineage: Eukaryota; Metazoa; Chordata; Mammalia; Primates; Galagidae
Gene: TUBGCP3
Product: tubulin gamma complex associated protein 3
Exons: 21
Coding region: 3-2729 (908 amino acids)
Biological process (GO): meiotic cell cycle; spindle assembly; cytoplasmic microtubule organization
Cellular component (GO): gamma-tubulin small complex; centrosome; equatorial microtubule organizing center
Molecular function (GO): microtubule minus-end binding; gamma-tubulin binding
Source: RefSeq, a predicted model, not a curated record
GAAUGCUGUGUGUGCCCAGCUCUUGUAGGCAGUUGAAACUGCUGACUGGUAGUAACGUGCCUGCUUUCAUUCACCCUGCAGCUGAUGUGGCCCAGCAGUUCCAGUAUGCUGUUCGAGUUAUUGGCAGCAACUUUGCCCCAACUGUUGAAAGAGAUGAAUUUCUAGUAGCUGAAAAAAUCAAGAAAGAACUUACUCGCCAGAGAAGAGACGCUGAUGCUGCUUUGUUUUCAGAGCUCCACAGGAGGCUCCAUUCACAGGGAAUUUUGAAAAACAAGUGGUCAAUUCUCUACCUCUUGCUGAGCCUUAGUGAGGACCCGCGCAAGCAGCCAAGCAAGGUUUCUAGCUAUGCCGCAUUAUUUGCUCAAGCAUUACCACGAGAUGCUCAUUCAACUCCCUUCUACUAUGCCCGGCCACAGACCCUCCCUCUGAGUUACCAGGACCGGAGCACCCCAUCAGCCCCAAGCUCGGGCAGCAUGGGCAGCAGCGGCAUCAGCAGCGUCAGCCUGUGUGGCCUCAGUGGCCCAGCGCCAACACCACAGCCUGUCCUUCCGGGACAGUCUCAUCCAGCUCCUGGGGUGGGAGACUGCCUUCGACAGCAGCUGGGGUCUCGUCUGGCAUGGACUUUAACUGCAAAUCAGCCUUCUUCACAAACCACUACCUCAAGAGGUAUCCCAAACACUGUUUCUCGUAACAUGACACGGUCAAGGAGAGAAGGGGACACGGGUGGUAGCAUGGAAAUUACUGAGGCAGCUCUGGUAAGGGAUAUUCUGUACGUCUUCCAGGGCAUAGAUGGCAAAAACAUUAAAAUGAACAACAGUGAAAAUUGUUACAAAGUAGAAGGAAAGGCAAAUCUAAGUAGAUCUUUGCGAGACACAGCAGUCAGACUUGCUGAGCUGGGGUGGUUACACAACAAGAUCAGAAAGUACACUGACCAGAGGAGUCUGGACCGUUCCUUUGGACUUGUUGGUCAGAGCUUUUGUGCUGCCUUGCAUCAAGAACUCAAAGAAUACUACCGCUUACUCUCUGUUUUACAUUCCCAGCUGCAGCUAGAGGAUGAUCAGGGCGUGAAUUUGGGACUUGAGAGUAGUUUAACUCUGCGGCGCCUCCUUGUUUGGACAUAUGACCCCAAAAUAAGGCUGAAGACCCUUGCGGCCCUGGUGGAUCACUGUCAAGGAAGGAAAGGAGGUGAGCUGGCCUCAGCUGUCCACGCCUACACGAAGACAGGAGACCCCUACAUGCGGGCCCUGGUGCAGCACAUCCUCAGCCUGGUGUCGCACCCCAUCCUGAGCUUCCUCUACCGCUGGAUAUAUGAUGGGGAGCUGGAGGACACGCACCAUGAAUUUUUUGUAGCAUCGGACCCCACCGUUAAGACAGAUCGACUGUGGCAUGACAAGUAUACUCUGAGGAAGUCCAUGAUUCCCUCCUUCAUCACCAUGGAUCAGUCUAGGAAGGUUCUUUUGACAGGAAAGUCGAUAAAUUUUUUGCACCAGGUUUGCCAUGAUCAGACUCCCACUACAAAGAUGAUGGCCGUGACGAGGCCUGCGGAGUCACCCCAGGAUGCUGCAGACCUCUUCACGGACUUAGAAAAUGCAUUUCAGGGGAAGAUCGAUGCUGCUUAUUUUGAGACCAGCAAAUACUUGUUGGAUAUCCUCAGUAAGAAGUACAGCCUGCUGGACCACAUGCAGGCCAUGAGGCGCUACUUGCUUCUCGGUCAAGGAGACUUCAUCAGGCACUUAAUGGAUUUGCUGAAACCAGAACUUGUUCGUCCAGCCACGACUUUGUAUCAGCAUAACCUGACCGGCAUUCUCGAGACCGCGGUCAGAGCCACCAAUGCACAGUUUGACAGUCCUGAGAUCCUGAAGAGGCUGGACGUGCGGCUGCUGGAGGUCUCUCCUGGUGACACUGGGUGGGAUGUCUUCAGCCUGGAUUAUCAUGUUGAUGGACCUAUUGCAACGGUGUUCACUCGGGAAUGUAUGAGUCACUACUUGAGAGUGUUUAACUUCCUCUGGAGGGCGAAGAGGAUGGAGUAUAUCCUUACUGACAUCCGGAAGGGGCACAUGUGCAACGCCAAGCUCCUGAGGAGCAUGCCAGAGUUCUCUGGAGUGCUGCAUCAGUGUCACAUCCUGGCCUCCGAGAUGGUCCAUUUCAUUCAUCAGAUGCAAUAUUAUAUCACAUUUGAGGUACUCGAGUGCUCUUGGGAUGAACUCUGGAAUAAAGUGCAGCGGGCCCAGGACCUAGACCACAUCAUUGCGGCCCACGAGGUGUUCCUGGACACCAUCAUCUCUCGCUGCCUGCUGGACAGCGACUCCAGGGCACUUUUAAACCAACUUAGAGCUGUGUUUGAUCAAAUCAUUGAACUUCAGAAUGCUCAGGACGCAAUAUACAGAACUGCUUUGGAAGAAUUACAGAGACGACUGCAGUUUGAAGAGAAAAAGAAGCAGAAUGAGAUUGAGGGCCAGUGGGGCGUGACAGCAGCAGAGAAAGAGGAGGAGGAGAAGAGGGUUCGAGAGUUCAAGGACUCUAUCCCCAGGAUGUGUUCUCAGCUGCGCAUUUUGACUCACUUCUACCAGGGCGUGGUGCAGCAGUUCCUGGUGCUGCUGACGACCAGCUCUGACGAAAGUCUUCAGUUUCUCAGCUUCCGGCUGGACUUCAACGAGCACUACAGGGCCAGAGAGCCAAGGCUGCACGUGUCGCUGGGCACCAGAGGGCGGCGCAGCUCCCGCACGUGAAGCCUCCCAGCCGUCCCGGGAGCCACAGAUGCUGCCAGUGUGUUGUUGGCGUGAAAGUCCCCAUUUCGGUUCCACAAGCACGUCAGUGGCACAUGGGAGAUUGCAAGUUUUGGUUUAGAUGUUGGAGUCAAACCCAUUUGUAAUAUCACGAAGUUAAAGAGACUGGCUGCACUACUCGAAUUUUAUUUCUGAAAAUCUUCAUAGUUAAAACAUACCAUGAUUUGUUGAGAUGUCUUAAGCUGUCUGUGAUAUAGUUUGUACUUGUCAUUUUUAAAACCAUCAGUUUCUUUAGAGAAAAUUAGGGCAAUGGGAUAUUCAUCAAUUAAGGUGAUGCUAUCAUUGCUGGUUUUUUAACAAUCCUCUUCAGAGGCAAUCUUUGUUAACAUAAUCAAAUUAAAUUGAAACAAUCUCCCUACUAAAAAAAAUAUAGAACAUUUUAUUUUGGUUUUCUAGUGUUGUAAAAUACCAAUGUCUAUGAGAAACUUUGUAUCUCAGUGCGUUACUUUUACAUAUAUUUAUUCCUAUUUUCUUUCAGAGUUUACAUUUUUAUAUUUAAUUUACUAUUUCAGAAAAGUUUUAGAAUAGUCUAGAAAAAAGCAGCAGUGACACAGAACAAAGACGUCCUUGUACAGUGCAGCCUCGCAUGAAACCUUCAGCUGAAGUGGUGUGUAAAUAGGAGUGACUAGAAAAAGUUAAUGGAGUAUUUUAUUUUCACAAUUCUGAUAAGCCUUGGAGAGAAAUGGACUUGGAUAAUGAACAUUUCCUUCUUCCUUGCCUAUUUUUUCAUUGUAAAUAUUUAUAUACUACUGACCAGAUGUGGGGGGGAACUGUUAUUUUGUAAAAAUGUCAUUAUCAGGUCACAUAAAUCUGCCUUUAUUAAUGUUACAUAAGUGAAAAUUUAGAAAAUUAAAAGCAAUUAUAU